UUUCCCUUCAAAAACCUACAUUUUCCCCCAAAAAAACUCACAUACCUCUCUCUCACUACUCUCUUCUUUAAACAUGCAUUGGAGCUAAACCCAAGAAGACGAGCUUCUACAUCCAUAUCUACCUAAAUUUUUCUACACCAUAUAUACAUAUAUAUAACAAGUGAGCAAGGUCAAACUUAAAGGAUGUUGCAAGACUUGAUGCAAUUACAAGAACAGCUUCCCAAGGAGGAGAUUUUGAGCCCGUUUAGUGCUCAGAUGUUUGAAUUUUGCGACCGCGAAUUGUUUCCAGAAACAGUACUUACUGCGACUUCAACUGCUACUGCAAAUACUACUAACAAUAACACCAAUGAUCUGUCCAUAAUUUUUGAUUCCCAAGAUGAGAUUGACAACGAUAUCGCUGCUUCGAUCGAUUUCUCUCCUUCACCUGCAUUUUCUGUCCCGCAAUUUGUCACUAAUCAGCAAGACCAGCUUGAUUUACUGUCACUGCAACCACAAAUUCAAUUAUCAGAUGUUGUUGUUGAUGGACUCUCUCAGUACCCUGCAGACCCCAUUUCGCGUCUCAUGGGGCCUCCAUUGCCAUCAGUUUUUGAAGAGGAUUGUUUGUCUUCAGUCCCAUCUUAUGUUCCAUUGAACCCUCCUUCUCCUUCUGGUUCUUUCCUUGGACCUGCCAUGGGUACAUACAUGGCUUCUGGGUCUUUGACUGCUGCAUUACCUGCUGACAAUUCCGGGUUUGUUGCUGGAAGUAGCUUCAUGGGUGGCCCCGAAUUGCAACCACAGGACCUGGAAUUUCAAGGUGAUAAUGGUGGAAUUUUCUUCCCCGAUUCGAUUCAGCGCAUGUUCAACCAUGAGGACUUGCAGGCACUUAGUGGGGAGAACACAACACAAUUGGUUGGUGGGGUUGGGAGUUCUGUUCCAUUAGCAACAGAAAUCUCAAGCUUGGAGGAUUCAUCUUUCAAAGUGGGGAAACUCUCUGUUGAACAGAGGAAGGAGAAGAUUCAUAGGUACAUGAAGAAAAGGAGUGAAAGGAAUUUCAGCAAGAAAAUUAAGUAUGCCUGUCGCAAGACGCUGGCGGAUAGUCGACCCAGAGUGAGAGGAAGAUUUGCUAAGAACGAUGACUUCGAAGAACCCCACAGGAAUGUUUGUAGCAACCAUGAAGAGGAUGAUGAUGAUGAAGUUGGUGUGAAAGAAGAGGAUGAUAUGGUUGAUUCUUCAGACAUAUUUGCUCACAUCAGUGGUGUGAAUUCCUUCAAAUGCAACUAUUCUCCGCAGUCCUGGAUUGGAUGAGCAACUUCACCAGAUUAAUUAAUUAAACAUGUUUGCAAUUUUGGAUGACCCUUUUCUUAUAUGCAUCUGGGUCUGCUAGAGAUAAAAAAAAAAAAAAAGAAUAAUUGGGUCAUGAUUAUACUAUGAAACUGAGUCAGAUUACAAUGUAAUUUUUGUAGGCUUAUAUAUAUAUAUAUGUGUAUACAUUACAUGACUUUUAAUAGACAUUUUCUGUACAAUUCUUUGGCAUUGAUGAAGAACAAAAGUUGGUAUAGGUUAGAUUCUUCUAAAUUGAUGAGCAUU
Molecule: messenger RNA, 1566 nt
Organism: Tripterygium wilfordii
Lineage: Eukaryota; Viridiplantae; Streptophyta; Magnoliopsida; Celastrales; Celastraceae
Exons: 5
Coding region: 184-1284 (366 amino acids)
Biological process (GO): regulation of flower development
Cellular component (GO): nucleus
Molecular function (GO): protein binding
Source: RefSeq, a predicted model, not a curated record